Molecule: messenger RNA, 905 nt
Organism: Neltuma alba
Lineage: Eukaryota; Viridiplantae; Streptophyta; Magnoliopsida; Fabales; Fabaceae
Product: probable glutathione S-transferase parA
Exons: 2
Coding region: 96-770 (224 amino acids)
Biological process (GO): glutathione metabolic process
Cellular component (GO): cytoplasm
Molecular function (GO): glutathione transferase activity
Source: RefSeq, a predicted model, not a curated record
CCUUCCCCCCUCUCUCUCUCUCACAGGCACUUACAGAAACAGAUAAUUUAAUAAACCAUUUUACAGUUUGUCUUCAUUUUCUGUUCACAGGGCGAAUGGCUCAUCAUCAGGAACAGGACAAUGUAGUUUUGUUGGAUUUCUGGCCAAGCCCUUUUGCAAUGAGGGUGAAGAUUGCUUUGGCCGAGAAGGGCAUUGCAUACGAAUGCAAGCAGGAAGACCUGCAGGCCAAAAGCCCUCUGCUUCUGGAGAAGAAUCCUGUUCACAAAAAGAUCCCAGUUUUGAUUCACAAUGGAAAUCCCAUCUGUGAGUCCUUGAACAUUGUUCAGUACAUCGAUGAGACCUGGAACCAUGAGCCGCUCCUUCUUCCCUCUGAUCCUUAUCAGAGAUCCCAAGCCAGGUUUUGGGGUGAUUACAUAGACAAUAAUGCAUACGGAAUAGGAAAGGAUGUAUGGCUAAUGAAGGGGAAAGAACAGGAAGAAGGGAAUAAAGAGCUCAUGGAGUGCCUGAAGAGGCUUGAAGGAGAGCUAGGGGAGAAGGCUUAUUUUGGAGGGGAGAAGCUAGGGUAUGUGGAUGUCGCUCUAGUUCCACUCACCAGCUGGUUCUAUGCCUACGAGACAGUUGGGAAUUUAAGCAUAGAAGCAGAGUGCCCAAAGGUCGUGGCUUGGGCCAAGAGGUGCAUGGAGAGCCAGAGUGUGGCUAAUUCCCUGCCUCACCCACACAAAGUCCAUGAAUUGGCCAUUCUAGUUAGGAAGAGAAGGGGGUUGGAAUAAGGAGGGAAGAAGGCAUGCUUUGUACUCAAACGAUAGUCAUUGAACCAGUAUUUGUGAUCCAUUGCAACUAGUGUUCUGUCGGCCAAAAUAAACAAUGCGAUCGUGUGAACAGUCAGUAAUAUCUGUUUUAUCUUU